UUUGCUGUGUCUUCCUGAAAUGCCUUUUUUCCUAUCUCUUCGGAGCCAGGAAGGCAAAUCAUUUGCUUUUUCCUGAUUUCUUAGAGCUUGUGUUUGGAUUCCUUCAUAAGACUGGUGGAUUAUUAUUUUUGUGGCUUCCCCUAAGCUAGCUGGACAGUAAAGAUGGAUUUCUCAAAACUUCCCAAAGUACGUGAUGAAGACAGAGAGGAUGCCUUUGGCUAUGUCUUUGGAGUUUCAGGACCUGUUGUCACUGCCUGCAACAUGGCAGGUGCCGCUAUGUAUGAACUGGUACGAGUUGGCCACUGUGAGCUUGUUGGAGAAAUUAUCCGGCUGGAGGGGGACAUGGCAACUAUUCAGGUAUAUGAGGAAACCUCUGGUGUUUCUGUAGGAGACCCCGUACUCCGUACUGGCAAGCCCCUCUCGGUGGAGCUUGGCCCCGGAAUCAUGGGAGCCAUUUUUGACGGUAUUCAGAGGCCUCUGUCAGACAUCAGCACUCAAACCCAGAGCAUUUACAUCCCCAGAGGAGUCAAUGUGACAGCUCUGAGCAGAGAUCUCAAAUGGGACUUCUCACCUGUCAAAAACCUGCGGGUUGGCAGUCAUAUCACAGGCGGUGAUAUUUAUGGCCUAGUGACUGAAAACUCUCUUAUCAAACACAAGAUCAUGCUGCCCCCGCGAAACAGGGGGACGGUGACCUACAUUGCUCCACCUGGGAAUUACGACACGUCUGAUGUUGUGUUGGAGCUGGAGUUUGAGGGAGUGAAGGAGAAAUUCACUAUGGUCCAGGUCUGGCCUGUACGGCAAGUCCGCCCUGUCACAGAAAAGUUGCCCGCCAAUCACCCUCUCUUAACGGGUCAGAGAGUCCUUGAUGCCCUCUUUCCGUGUGUUCAAGGAGGCACGACGGCUAUUCCUGGGGCUUUUGGCUGCGGAAAGACUGUGAUUUCUCAGUCUCUAUCCAAAUAUUCCAACAGCGAUGUUAUCAUAUAUGUAGGCUGUGGGGAACGAGGAAAUGAAAUGUCUGAAGUCCUCAGAGACUUCCCAGAGCUGACAAUGGAGGUUGAUGGGAAGGUCGAAAGCAUUAUGAAGAGAACUGCUCUGGUCGCAAACACCUCCAACAUGCCUGUCGCUGCCAGGGAAGCUUCCAUCUACACUGGGAUCACCUUGUCUGAGUAUUUCCGCGAUAUGGGCUACAAUGUCAGUAUGAUGGCUGACUCUACAUCCCGAUGGGCGGAGGCCCUUCGAGAAAUUUCGGGACGCCUGGCUGAGAUGCCUGCUGAUAGCGGUUAUCCAGCCUAUCUUGGCGCCCGCUUGGCUUCUUUCUACGAACGGGCCGGCAGAGUGAAGUGUCUGGGGAACCCAGAGAGGGAAGGGAGCGUCAGCAUUGUGGGAGCUGUAUCUCCUCCAGGCGGCGACUUCUCUGACCCUGUUACUUCUGCUACUCUGGGCAUCGUUCAGGUGUUCUGGGGCUUGGAUAAGAAGCUUGCUCAGCGGAAGCACUUCCCAUCUGUGAACUGGCUGAUCAGCUACAGCAAGUACACGCGCGCUCUAGACGAGUACUAUGACAAGCACUUCCCAGAAUUUGUCCCCUUGAGGACUAAAGCAAAGGAGAUCUUGCAGGAAGAGGAGGAUCUUGCAGAGAUUGUUCAGCUGGUGGGGAAGGCUUCCUUGGCAGAAACAGACAAAAUUACAUUGGAAGUUGCCAAGCUCAUUAAAGAUGACUUCCUGCAACAGAAUGGCUACACUCCAUAUGACAGGUUCUGCCCAUUUUAUAAGACAGUGGGAAUACUGUCCAACAUGAUCGCCUUUUAUGAUAUGGCCCGUCGAGCAGUUGAGACUACUGCCCAGAGUGACAAUAAGAUCACUUGGGCCAUCAUCAGAGAGAACAUGAAUGAGAUUCUUUACCGACUCACAUCAAUGAAAUUCAAGGACCCAGUGAAAGAUGGAGAGGCCAAGAUCAAAGCAGACUACGCCCAGCUCUUUGAAGACAUGCAGAAUGCGUUCCGCAGUUUGGAAGACUAGAGUCACGACUCUUCUGGAGCCCCAACUGAGUGUGUUCCUCAUCUCCGUCUUCUUGCUUUUCCAUGGAUAGAAGAUACGCACUUCACUGAAGAUUUCCUUUUAUCUUUGAAAACAUUCCCAUUUAAUUUGAUAGCUGCGUGUUUGUGUGUGUAAAUCUGAGCUUAAGAGCGUAAAACAGGUUUUGUAAAGGUCCCUCUGAGGUUGAAAGUCUCCUUUACCAGAUUUGACCUCUUAGCCGGCAGUUUCCCUUUCUUUGGAAAAGAACCAGGGGAGAUCAAGAGUUUUUCUGGGAGAGAGAAAAAACCCACAUAUGCUGCUGUAUAUGUAUAGAUGGCAUUGGGGCACUUGAACCCUUUUUCCUGGAUUACUGCUAUUCAGUUGAGGCAAUUCUGAUGCAUCAGAGAUAGGAUUUAUUUAUUGUACUUUAAUGUUGCUGCUGCUGCUACCCUGAAAACAAUCAAAUCUAUAAAUUACUUAGCUACAAUAUUAUUUCACUAUUUUCCUGUUUCAUCCAGUGUGUUGAAAAUUUGCAGGCUUGUGGGGCAAAGAGGAGUGCCCAGCAGCAAUCUUUCUGCUCAUCUUAUCUGAGGAAGCACAAUUUUCCUUAAAUACAAAUUACAUUUAUUACUCACAACCAUUGUUGCUUCCAGCUAGUAAUGGGUUCCAUUCCCUUCCUAGAUCAUCUCCACCCCCAAACACAGAAAUUAAGUCACAUCUCUGUGUGCUGCAGCUUAAUAUAUAUUUUUGCCUAUAUGCAGUGGACAAGGCAGAAACUUAAUCAUUGUUUUUCAGUGGGACAAGGCAGCAGUCCUUUCCUCUGCCUCCUUGCCUGCGUUAUUCUUUGCAGUUACCGCAACGAUUAAAGCAAAAUUGGAAGCCACA
Messenger RNA from Podarcis muralis (Common wall lizard), 2898 nucleotides. It is a transcript of the gene ATP6V1A, whose product is annotated as ATPase H+ transporting V1 subunit A. Gene Ontology annotation, molecular function: ATP binding; proton-transporting ATPase activity, rotational mechanism; ATP hydrolysis activity. Gene Ontology annotation, biological process: proton transmembrane transport; ATP metabolic process. Gene Ontology annotation, cellular component: lysosomal membrane; proton-transporting V-type ATPase, V1 domain. The record is from RefSeq and is a predicted model, not a curated record. Lineage: Eukaryota; Metazoa; Chordata; Lepidosauria; Squamata; Lacertidae.